Molecule: messenger RNA, 1386 nt
Organism: Aspergillus mulundensis
Lineage: Eukaryota; Fungi; Ascomycota; Eurotiomycetes; Eurotiales; Aspergillaceae
Exons: 3
Coding region: 1-1386 (461 amino acids)
Biological process (GO): secondary metabolite biosynthetic process
Molecular function (GO): FAD binding; monooxygenase activity
Source: RefSeq, a predicted model, not a curated record
AUGCCGAAGCCACGCGAUGCAAGCUCAACCCUUAAGGUAAUAAUAAUCGGCGCCGGCCUAGGCGGCCUCGCAGCCUCCAUCUCCAUCCGUCUCGCCGGCCACGAAGUCACAGUCCUCGAAUCCGCGCGCGAGAUAUCCGAAGUCGGCGCGGGCAUCCAAUGCCUCCCAAACAGUACAAAGAUCCUACGGGCAUGGGAUACACACGGGCAUCUCGACUCCAAGGCCUCGACGACGCAGACAUGCAACAUCCUCAGCUGGAAGGGCGGGCAGAUCUCGCGCAUGGACUUCGCGCGCGCUGGAACCGAGCUCGGGGCGCCGUUUCACGAUUUCCAUCGCGCGGAUUUACAUGCGUUUUUGCUGGGGAGGGCGACGGAGUUGGGGGCGGAGGUGUUUACGGAUUCGGAGGUUACGGAUGUGAAGUUUCAUCAUGAGAGUACGGCUACGGUAUAUAUUAAGGGGGAGGAGGCGCGGACAGCUGAUCUGGUUGUUGGCGCUGAUGGGAUCAAUUCGCGCACGAGGGAGAUCUUACUGGGACUACCAGAACCGCCGCAUCGGACGGGUGAUAUGGCGUACCGCAUUCUUCUUGACGCGAAGGAUAUCCGCAAGACUGGAGACCCGGGCUUGACGAAGUAUCUCGACGAAAAAGCCGUGAAUUAUUGGUAUGGGCCUGGGGCGCAUGUUGUGACAUACCCCCUCCGCGACGCCACCCAGCUCAACCUCGUCCUGCUUGUGCCAGACAACAUGCCCGAAGAAGGCCCGUCCACGCUCCAAGGCUACGUCAACGAAAUGCAGGGUCUAUUCCGCGACUGGGACCCCAAUAUCGGGAAACUCCUCUCCCUCUGCCCGUCGGUGCUUCGCUGGCGUUUGUGCAUCCGCAACCCCCUCGAGACAUGGGUCCAUCCAUCGCAAGCCCUAGUCCUCCUCGGCGACUCGGCGCACGCAACACUGCCGUAUCUCGCUAGCGGAGCAGGCAUGACAUUCGAAGACGCGGCUGUCCUCGGCGAGUGCCUGGCACGUCUUGAGUCUAGAUCACAGGCCGAGAGAAAGAAAGCAUUAGCAGUCUACGAGCACUGCCGGAAACAGCGGACAGAGACCGUUGUCGCGAGGGGAUCGAUUCAGCAGGACCUGAACCACCUAAAUGACGGAGUCGAGCAGGAGGACAGGGAUGCCAAGAUGCGUGCUUUUGAGGACGUCGAGAGGGACUGGGCAGCUGGGAAUAGGGGACCACUGCCGAGUGGACUCAGGGAAGGAGAGGACCCGCUGGUUUGGCGGAGAUACGGGGUCGGGGGGUGGCUGUUCUCGUAUGAUGCCGCGGAGGACGUCGAGGAGAAGUGGGCAGCGGCUGCGUUCGAUCAGAAUGCACAUGCACCAAGACCAAGCCUGUAG